Branchiostoma belcheri (Belcher's lancelet) is the source of this 494-nucleotide messenger RNA. RefSeq names its product ATP-dependent DNA helicase RecQ-like. Lineage: Eukaryota; Metazoa; Chordata; Leptocardii; Amphioxiformes; Branchiostomatidae. The transcript has 2 exons. Gene Ontology annotation, molecular function: ATP binding; 3'-5' DNA helicase activity; nucleic acid binding. Bases 36 to 452 code for a protein of 138 amino acids. The record is from RefSeq and is a predicted model, not a curated record. Gene Ontology annotation, biological process: double-strand break repair via homologous recombination; telomere maintenance. Gene Ontology annotation, cellular component: chromosome; nucleoplasm; nucleus.
UUACAUCGGCUGUUCAGUGACAAAUAAAAACAAACAUGGCGUCGUCUUGGGAAGAGAACUUUUGCGACUUCUUUGGAUUAGAGAGCCUGCAUGACCAUCAAAAGUCCACUCUGGAGUUUUUGAUGAGUGGAAAGGACGUGUUCCUAAGUGUGCGAACGGGCGGGGGAAAGGACCUAUGUUUCUAUGGGAUUCGUCUUAGGGUGAGCCCGCUGAAUGCGAUAAUGAAGGAGCAUUGUGAGUUCUUGAACGGUCUUGGGCUGACGGCAGUUUGCCUCGGGAUGGACAGUAGAGAUACGGCGGGCAUUCUCGCUGGGAAGUUCCAGUUUGUACUCACCUCCCCCGAGACUAUCCUCGGCGAUGAAAAAUUCCGAGAGAUGUUGCGGUCUGAUGUUUACAAGGGACACGUUGGCCUGAUUGUGAUCGACGAGGCCCAUACUGUUGUCCAGUGGUAAGUCUGUUGUCACUUUUCUUCUAUUUUGCCGAUUCAGUACAUG